ACUAUGUAUGUAAAGGGUACCGGAGAAAAAAAAAAAGAAUUUGGGUUAGGAGAUAAGGAGAAAGAAGAAGAAGAGUGAGGGGGAACUUCAUCAAUGGCUUCCUUAUCCACUUCCGUUGUAGCUUCGGCUUCGUGGCGUUUAUGGAAUCCUUCUUCCAAUGGCAAAAUCAGCGUUCCUUCAGCUUCGAUCUCUCUGCGUAAUGGUUCAGUGAGACGGAAUCAGUGUGCUCUUAGCUCUUCCGCUUCUUCGCAGCUUCUCCACUGCUCGUUUCUCUCUUCACCUCUCUCCCUAGCGUCGCCAUUCUCUGGUUUGUCCAUCGCGUUUGAUCUCAGCGGUCAAAAUGGUGGACUGAAUGGCCAGAGACGCAGAGGCCUUGUGGUGAGAGCUGGAAAAGCUGCUCUGUGUCCAACAAAGAGAAGCAGAUCAAGAAAAUCUCUGGCUAGGACUCAUGGUUUCCGUAGGAGGAUGAGGACCACUAGUGGUAGAGCGACCAUUAAGCGCCGACGUGCCAAGGGACGUUGGAACCUCUGUCCCAAGUCCAACCCUAGCAGUGGCAAACGGGCUUGAGUGUUCGUUCUUUCUCUUCUCACUCUAUCUGUAAUCUUGUUUGAUAUGCUUUUUUACUUGUUUUUAUUAUUUUGCCAGAAGAUACAAUGAGAAACAUGAUUUGAUGAUUCUCUUAGCUCUUUUCUUCGUUUAGCUCUCGUUAUGUAUUCUUGAUUUUGUUAUUAAGUCAAUGUUCAUGGAAUCUAUCUCA
Messenger RNA from Camelina sativa (false flax), 757 nucleotides. RefSeq names its product large ribosomal subunit protein bL34c. Lineage: Eukaryota; Viridiplantae; Streptophyta; Magnoliopsida; Brassicales; Brassicaceae. Gene Ontology annotation, cellular component: ribosome; mitochondrial large ribosomal subunit. The record is from RefSeq and is a predicted model, not a curated record. Gene Ontology annotation, molecular function: structural constituent of ribosome. Gene Ontology annotation, biological process: translation.